ACACGACGCCAUUUUCACUCUUUCCUCCUUUUUACUUUCCUAAUGCGGGACGGGAUGAGAAGGAACUCCUCGCUUGCUCUGGUCUCUCGCUCCCUCUCUCGUUGGUGCAAUCGCCGGAAGGAGGAAAAAGCCGCCGUGGCUAUUGCUUGCUGCGGCCGCCUAUAUGGCGACUUAGAGCACCAGCUAGUUUGCUAAAGCUUGGUCUCAUGAACUAAUGAGAGGAUUGAGCUCAGUCAUAGAGCGCUUUGCCUCUGCUUAUGCUUUGUCCCGCGCUUCUACAACGCAUUGUCAGGCCAUCAAAGUUGGAACACUUUCCGAUAUAUAUACGGCCAACAACCUUUUGAACCGUUACGUGCGUUGUCGCUCUUGUGGUCUUGAUGUUGCUUGCAAACUGUUCGAGGAAAUGCCCCAAAGAGAUGCUGUUACUUGGAACACUAUGAUUACUGGGUACGUGAAUUCUGGGAACUUGAAAACUGCUUGGGAGGUUCAAAUUUAUAAGGGGAGAUGUGGGUUCUAUGCAGACUUGUACAACUUUGGCAGUCUACUAAAGGGUGUUGCUCUUGCUGGCUGGAUUGAAGCUGGAGAGCAACUGCAUUCCCUGAUUGUUAAGAUGGGUUUUGAGGAGAGUGUCUAUGCAGGAAGUGCCCUCCUGGAUAUGUAUGCCAAGUGUGGGAGAGUUGACGAUGCUCUUAUCGUGUUCCAGGACAUGCCUCAACGCAACUCCGUAUCAUGGAAUGCCAUAAUUUCUGGGUUUGUAAAGCUUGGGGACCGUGGCACUGCAUUUUGGCUGUUUGGUUGCAUGGAGAAGCAAGGCGUGAGCCACGAUGAUGGAUCUUUGUCUCCUCUUCUCACGUUACUUGAUGAUGCAGACUUUUAUAAGUCAACAAUGCAGCUUCACUGUAAGUCCAUAAAAUGUGGGGUGGAAUUUGAGAACACCGUGUGCAAUGCAACAAUCACUGCUUAUUCUGAAUGUGGUUCCUUGGAGGAUGCGGAAAGACUGUUUGAUGGUGCAGUUUUUUCUCAGGAUACAGUCACAUGGAAUUCAAUGCUGGGAGCAUACCUUGCCCAUGACAAAGAGGAGGCUGCAUAUGGACUUUUCAUGGAGAUGCAAGAGCUUGGGUUUGAGCCUGACAUAUAUACUUAUACCAGCAUUUUAAGUGCUUGUUCUGAACGAACACUUCAUCUUGGAAAAUCUCUCUAUGGAUUGGUGAUUAAGAAAGGACUCCAACAUUCUGUGCCUAUCUGCAAUGCAGUAAUGGCCAUGUACAUCAGUUGCAAUGAUAAACUAAUGCAGGAUGCAUUGGCUGUAUUCCAAUCUAUGGAAUCCAAGGAUCGGGUCUCUUGGAACUCCAUUUUAACUGGAUUUUCACAAAGCGGGCUAAGUGAGGACGCCUUGAAAUUCUUUAAGCAUAUGAGAUCCUUGCUGGACACUGAUCAUUAUUCUUUCUCAGCUGCCCUUAGGUCUUGCUCGGAUCUAGCCACUCUGCAAUUAGGGCAACAGAUUCAUGCUUUGACAGUCAAAUCAGGUUUGCAGUCAAACAAUUUCGUUGCUAGUGCAUUAAUUUUUAUGUAUUCCAAAUGUGGAAUGCUAGAAGAUGCUAAAAAAUCUUUUGAUGAGACCACGAAAGACGUAUCAAUCACCUGGAACUCAAUAUUGUUUGCAUAUGCUCAACAUGGACAGGCUAAUGUCGCUCUAGACCUCUUCUCUGAGAUGAGAGAGAGAAAAGUGAAGUUGGAUCAUAUAUCAUUUGUUGCAGUCCUGACUGCAUGUAGCCACAUUGGAUUAGUAGACCAAGGCCGUCAUUUCCUAAAAACCAUGGCAUCGGACUAUGGGAUUCCACUUCGGAUGGAGCACUAUGCCUGUGCAAUAGAUCUCUUAGGCCGAGCUGGACAUCUAAAUGAGGCAAAGCUGUUAAUUGAAUCAAUGCCUUACAAACCAGAUGCAAUGGUGUGGAAAACUCUGCUGGCUGCUUGCAGAGCUUGUGGUGAUCUGGACCUAGCUACGCAAGUGGCGAGCCAUCUGCUUGAACUGGAACCAGGUGAGCAUUGUAGUUAUGUCAUUUUGUCAAACAUGUAUGCACGUCUUGGGAAGUGGGAUAAGAAAGCCAGUCUAACGAGGCUAAUGAAGGAACGGAAAGUGAAGAAGGUUCCUGGUUGGAGUUGGAUUGAGGUUAACAAUGAGGUUCAUUCUUUCAUCGCUGAUGAUCGGUCCAGUACACAUUGUCAGGAGAUAUACAGGAAAUUGAAUGAACUUAUGGAAGAAAUGAAGUGGUUGGAAUCUGUUGUUGGUACUACUUUCGAUUGGUCAACUGAUGCGUUGAUGGAGAUCUACAACGAGUAAUAGCUGGAGGUGGUAAGUUUGUGACGUUUGGUAUCGAGGACUCAUCUGCAACGUAUGUAUGAGUGAGGGAUGUCUCUUUGGAAUCAGCUUAUGCAGAGUAAUCUUACAAUAUAUUAAAGGGGUUUGGAAAAACCACCCCUUCCACGUAAGCUUUCCAGGCUUCCCCACGUUUCUCGGCAUUUAGGGGUAUUUUUUAUUUUUAAUAUAUUUUUUCCUUCCUGACUCCCGUUACCUUCUCCUUUUUAUUGUGAUUUUGCUAUUUUUUAGUUUUCCGUUAAGGCAUUGAGAGAGGAGGGAAAUUGGAGAUUGUGGAGAUAUGGAGAGAGUAGAAAAACUAUAAGUUAAUUUAUUGUUUAUUAUUUAUAAUUAUUAGUUAGCACUAUUUAUCAUCUAUAAGAAGUAUUUAUUUAUCUAAUUAAGAAUAAUUGUUUACUAUUUACACCAAAAAAUUGUUUACACAGUCAAUUAAUAAUAUAAAUUAUUUUUUUUAACUAUUUAUAAUUACUAUUUGUUUUAGCCAUGCAAAAUUUAAGAAAUGUCAAAAGACUUU
This is a messenger RNA of Linum trigynum, 2891 nucleotides long. NCBI's taxonomy places the organism in Eukaryota, Viridiplantae, Streptophyta, Magnoliopsida, Malpighiales, Linaceae. The record is from the annotation of a GenBank genome assembly.